Molecule: messenger RNA, 5791 nt
Organism: Cylas formicarius (sweet potato weevil)
Lineage: Eukaryota; Metazoa; Arthropoda; Insecta; Coleoptera; Brentidae
Gene: MEP-1
Product: MOG interacting and ectopic P-granules protein 1
Exons: 12
Coding region: 364-3735 (1123 amino acids)
Biological process (GO): regulation of gene expression
Cellular component (GO): nucleus
Source: RefSeq, a predicted model, not a curated record
GAAAAGCUACGUCACUAUUUUCGGUCACGUGACGUACCGUUAGACGCCAUAUUGGCAGUUUAGUGCGUUGCCAGGGUUCAGCAUGAUAGUGUGCGGCUCAUUGGACGUCUCGGAUCAAAAUAAAACCGAUAAUUAACGGAAAGAACAGUUUCGGGGUCGAUUGUUUGUGUAAUUCGUCGGAUUUGGGUAUCGGCACAUUUGAAUAUCGCGGGUCGUCAAGAUUUCGAUUCGGGUAUUUACGAUUGUCACGGAGUGUGUCUCGAUUGGUGGUGCAGAUGUUCUGUGUUUCUUUGCUGACGAUCCCAUGUGCCUUGGCGGGAAAUUAAACAAAUUAUAAUUUUAAUGACCCGAUAGUUGUCGGCUAUGGCAGAAGUGGCAGAUAUGGGGGAAGUGGACGAGAUGCAUUCAAAUGAAGGUGUGCUGGUGAAUGGCAGUUUAACAAACGACGUUGACAUGGAGAGCCAGGACAGCCAGGACAGCAGUAAGAAAAUUAGGAUACCUGAAUCAAUGGAUAUUGAUCAUGCAGACACCAGUGACAAUGAAACUGAUGAAACCAAGGAAGGCAAUCCAGACAGUAUUUCAACUGAAGACGACAGUAAUGAUAACAUGGCCGACAGCAAUUCAGUAACUACAGAAAAUCAUUCCAUUGAAACGGAAGAGACUAGUAGUCAAGAAGGAAAAGAGACUGAAGAUCAAGACUCCAAUUUGGGGGAGCUUGAAUCAAUUAGGGAAUUUAGUGAUAGUGAAAAAGUAGUGGAUCACAUAAGUAGUUCAAAAUUAGAUGAGGAAUCGCAACAAAGUACAGAAGGAGCUAAAAUGGCGCAAAUAGAAAUAAAAACAACUAGUGAAGAAGCUGUUCUUGAAGUGCACACCGAACUACACCAUAAAAAAGAUAAGGAAGAAGAAACAAAAAGAGAGUCAAGUGAUGAAUCUGAACCCAAACAAAUGCUUGAAAAUUUAGAAGGAAAAAAUAUCAGUUCUAUAGAGAUCCACCAGAUUGAUGAAGAAGAGAAAAGCAAACAUCAUGAAACUGUGGAACUGAAUACUGACAGUGAGGAUGACGCUGAUGUUAUGAUAGUUGAUUCACCAAAAACGAAUGGCACUUCUCAUGAAGUCAUUGAUCUCGUUGAGACACCAGAGAAACAUAGCAAGAUUGGAAAAGAUGCUAUCACGCCGCGAAGGAGUUCUAGGAAUUUAAAUAAGAACAAAAGUUAUGCUGAGAGUGAUAAGGAAGACACACCUCCACCACGUCCUGUGGCACCAGUUGAGUCUGAGGGGUCGGAUAUUGAAGAAGUACUUCCUCAAGAUCCCCUGGCUGUGAAUGAUCAGAUCACAGUUGAGAGGAUACCCCUUGAAACCAGCAAAAGCGCUUCGACGAUCGUGGUGAAAGACACUAAACGCUUAGUAGAAAUUGCUUCUAAAUCGAAUUCUAGUGGUUCUUCUAUUAGUGGCGGCAAAAAAGAACCAACACUAGUGAUAAUAGACACUAAUUCGAUUCUCUCAGGCCGUGGUCCUGUUCCUGUGAACAAAUCCGCGACCCAAGGCACUUCUACCUCAAACUAUUCCUCCGCGCUGCCCGUCUCUAUACCCGCUCAGUAUCCUCAAAAUAUGCGAGCCACCAUAACUCCCAUUCCUGUCAACUCAAGUCAGGUGAGUGUCGCCGCUGUUUCUAAAUCCAGCGCCGCCACUAUAACUCCGAAUCCCACUCCUUUGCUGCCUACAUUGACAGACGAUAUGUUUGUGGUCGAAGCGCCUUCAUUUAUAGUGCCCUAUGUGUAUGAAAAACCUCCAGUGAAAAUUCUCAAAGAUUUUGUGGCGGAUUUAAAGAAGCAAAUCCAAGGGAGAAGGAAAUCAAAAAUUGACAAAGCAAAAGGGGAAGCUAAGGCUAUGGUAGAGUCAAAAGAUAAUUCCAAAAACGAUAAGGAAAACAAAGAAGUGAAUGACAGUGAGAAGAAGGAAUCAGAAUCGGAGGAAGAAAGUGAGGAGGAGGAAGAGAAGAAAACUGAUGAUCUUAGGAAGCCUUACAAUUAUUUUAACAGUCCAUUGGGGAAGUUUUUUACCGAUAUCGGGUUCAAUAUGGUACAGGAAUAUGUUCAAGCUGACUUGCUAAAACAGCAGAAACGAAAACGGGAAAGGGAACAGGGCACCAAUCCUGAGACAAACAAAACAAUUCAGUCGCUGAUGAAAAACCUAGAACUGAGCAAAGAUUCAAAUGACCACUUUAAAAUGGAGUUGAAAAAGUGUGAGUUCUGCAACUUCAAAACUGAAUCCACUUUAGCUAUGGCAUACCAUUUGGAGACGCCUCACAUGAAGAACUUUGUUUAUAAAUGCAAUUUUUGUCCCUAUGAAGUGCGAAGUCCCCAUGACAUUCUGUUUCAUAUGGAAGCGGAACAUGCAGUCCGUGGUCAUUUAGAAAGAGCUCCUGCUUUUCAUCAGUGCCCAUCUUGUCCAUUCGAGGACAACCAAAAGGGGAAAUUGUCGCGGCAUCUGGUGGUUUGUGCACGAAAGUUCAAACCAGAUCGGAACUUGGAACCUCCGGCCGAUUGGGAACCACCCGCCAAGAUACCACGCAUGCCCAAAUUAAGGGCUCAAGGGUUAAAUGCUACAGCGGCUGCUUACCAAGCGAUGAGUAAAACCGGCCAGUAUCAGUUCCUAUCCAAGAUGCAACUUCAAAGCACAAAUCCUGCAUUACAACGGGGCAGGGGCCGACCCACUUUGGGACCAAAUAUGAAAGUCCAACCAAUGCUGAGACCACAGGGUAUGGUGUUUAAGCAACAGGCAAUGUCUGGCGGCUCUGUGUUGGUCCCUACCAAUUACCAGUUGAGCGGGAACCAAGUGUUUCAGGUGGUGGGCGGUGGUCAGGACUUGGGCGGGCGGCUUGGUGUAGCUCCCGGCCACAUGGCUUUUGUCCCACCCAACAUGGCCGCCUCCGCCUCUUCUAGCAUGCUCACCGUUCAGAACGCGACGCAACAGAAAAAGCCUACGAAUCAACCCAGUAUUUCCAUUACGCCAUUGCCUAGAGGCACUACAGCUACACCUGCCGUCACUUCUAAACCCGGCGAUACAAACUCUAAAAAUUCUUUUGUCAUUUGCGAAAUUUGCGACGGUUAUAUAAAGGAUUUGGAGCAACUGCGGAAUCACAUGCAGUGGAUCCACAAGAUCAAAAUUCAUCCGAAAAUGAUCUACAAUCGGCCGCCAUUGAAUUGCCAAAAGUGCCAGUUCCGUUUUUUCACGGAUCAAGGCCUGGAGCGGCACUUGUUGGGAUCACACGGAUUAGUGACCUCUAGUAUGCAAGACGCAGCAAACAAGAGCAAAGAUUCAGGAAGGUGUCCCGUGUGCGGACGGGUUUACCAAUGGAAAUUGCUUAACCAUGUGGCUCGAGAUCACGGCAUGACACUAAAGCCGGCGCAUUUGUCAUACAAGUGCACCGUUUGCACGGCUACCUUCGGCAUGUACAAACAGUUUGAGAAUCACGUAUAUUCUGCGCAUAGUGUGGUGGCGAAGCGGGUGAUGGACAAAAAGCAUAGCAUGCCACUGCCUUCUUCAGCCGUUUCGAAGGUAACGGACAUGAAACCCUUGAAAAUAAACGAUGAAAUCACCAUUAUCCCGCAACCGGCAAAAUCCGCGAAUGGUGCCAGCAAAGAGGGCAGCCCCUCCUCGACGACCUCGACGAAUUCCAGACACAGCACCCCGAGCACUAGCAAAAAUCUUUCGCAUGAAGGUGGCGCUUCUUGAACUGGGCGGAGAAGAGUGGCAGAAUUUAAGUGCUAAAAAAUAUUGGUGUAUUCAAUGACCAUGUGUAAUAGGGUAGCUCCCCAUAUCAUUAGAUAUCUGUUUCAAAGUUGGGAGUGUCUGUGAAAGGCAGGUAGCCAAGAACACGUUUUGACAGUUUUGUUUUUAGUGCCUCUGGAUAAUAUUAAUUUGGCACUAUGGUUAAGUUUAAGUUUACCUCUGUCUCAUAUUUUCAUGCCUCUGCAAUUUAUACUUAGCGACUGCCUUUGCGUUUGCAUACUUUAAAUUCAAUCAUUGGCAUCACAGAUACUUAACCAUGUUCACUUCACACAGGUGAAGUUCAACGUUUUUAAGCAGUAAAUUUUUUUUUUAAACUGGGCGAAUAUUUUAAGGUUGCUUUCGGGGGAAACACUUUAGUUUUAGUUCAGUAAAAAUACUGUAAAAACGUGUCACUGGCCUUUUUCGGGGAAGGAAACUCCGUAUGCGAGAAUAACCAGUGUAAUAUAAACACAAGGUUGAAGAUUGAAUAUUUGUAAAUUUUUUGUUUGUAUAAGGAAUAUUCUUGUGGCGGAGAUGUGGUAGAGAAGACUAAUAUAUAUUUUGAGCCGAAAACGACUAUAAAAUAUUGCUUAGUAGAAAACUGUAAAGACCAGAAACAAAAUUUGGAUUGCUAGAUUAUAUAUACCUUUUAUGUGCUAAAAUUGAAGAAAUUGCAAUCAGCAUAGUAUCCUCUCUAAUGUUUCAUGUAAAUAGUUACAACUACCACUUACCUUUACCACAAAUUUCUAUGUAUAUCUAUCAUCCGGAAAGAGUUCUUAUUUCCAGCAAGUCUGCUCUAUUCAAUAGUAAAAGUCAACUAUUUUAUGUUCACCUAAUAAAGCCCUAAACGCUAUAACAUAGGUUUUGAACUGGAAUCCCAAGCCAUUUUCCUACAUUAUUUGGUUGGACGGUAGGAUAUAAACUGUAUUCUAAAACACUCUGGGAUUGCUUAGAGCAAUGUUUUUUUGGCAAUAUCCAGUGUACAUAAAGUGAUUAAAUUAGCGCGUUUUAAAUCUAACAGUUCACUAAAUAUCUGAAAAAAAAAAAACUUUGAAAAAUGGUUUUAGUUCUCUCUGCAUUAUUUGAAAAUUAUUUCACAAUGAAUGGGUUGUAUCAGAAUAGUAAUCUGAUGUUUCGCUGUUGGUCGCCAUCAUCAUUAUUCAAAAUAAAUUGGAGUCACUUUCCUAAUUUUUUAGGCGCGAUGCUUACAUUCUUAAUGCAGUUGCCAAUAACUUUUGCUAUAUUUCAGUUGUAUUUCGCAAUAAGCUAUAGUGUAAAAAAAUAGCAAUGUCUGAUUAGUAAUCACACUCACAACCACAGAUUUUCCUUGUCUUUCUCUAAUUUCAUGCUACUUGGCCGAAUAAUAGAUAGUAUUGAUCAACUAUUUUUGUUAGGGAUUUUGAUUUGAUUUUUAAUCAAAAAAUCAAAAUUUAAUCUAAAUAUCAACUUGGUUUCUUACAUGUUAGUAAAGUAUUUGUCCUCAUUCAGAACUUCAUGAUAAAAAAAAGUUUUGUGAAAAACUACUUAUUACGUCUCAAAUUGUGUUUUAGUGAAAUAUUUUUGUUGAUAGUAAACCAAGGAAAUUCCAAAAAAUUAAUAUAUACAUAUAAAUGUGUUUAAUAUAUGCCUUUACCUUCUUUCAGAAAAACAAAACUUGCGGUUGCAAUUUUGUUAACAUACUUAAUUUAUUUUUAUAUCACUCAGAUAUUUGUUUCAAAUGCCUUUAAGUAAAAUAUAACUUAAUCAUUUUUUAAUAUGUUGAUGUUUUAAUUAAUUGCCCCAAAUCUAUUCAAAAAUAUAAUUAAAUAUCAAAUUUAUUCAAACGUCAUCAUGUGUAUUUGAACAUAAGAAAUAGAAGUGCUGAUAUAGCAUAUGACCCAGCCAUGUUUAUUUGGUUAGCUUUGGUUAACUUGUUUUGUUUUGGAUUUAAUGCUAACGAAUUAAGCUUUGGUUGACUUAUCCCCUAGUACCAUCCGCUAGCGGAUAAGGACAUCUCACAUUCUUAUUGUAUUAGUAAUUA